Messenger RNA from Macrosiphum euphorbiae (potato aphid), 2910 nucleotides. Lineage: Eukaryota; Metazoa; Arthropoda; Insecta; Hemiptera; Aphididae. The record is from the annotation of a GenBank genome assembly.
AUGGUUAAUUACAAUCCUGAGUUUUCUGAGGGACAAGUAAAUAAAUUAUUAAAUUUAAUCAAUAGUUACAGAAUGUGUUUUGCUUUUAGUGCACGAGAGUUAGGAUGCACAAAUGUUGUUGAAAUGGACAUUGUGGACAAUGGUGUUCCGGUUGUGUGUAAACCGUACCGUACGAGUGCAGCCGAACGCAAAACCAUUGCAGGGAUUGUCAAGGAGUGGAAGGAAGCGGGAAUUGUGUCAGAUACUGUAUCACCUUAUGCUUCCCCGGUGCUCCUAGUACAAAAAGAGGAUGGUGAUCCCAGACUGGUAGUGGACUACCGAAAGCUUAAUGCUCAGACGGUGCGAAGGGUGUUCCCUACACCACAGCUAGAUGAUCACUUGGAGACCUUGUAUGGGGCGAAAUUGUUUUGCACUUUGGAUUUGGCCUCUGGGUACCUGCAAGUACCUCUUACAGAAGCAGCAAAGGAGAAGACCGCAUUCAUCACUCCUGAUGACACAGGUCAGUUUGAACGAAUGGUGUUUGGGCUCAUUAAUGCUCCAUACGAGUUCUCAAGGUUAAUGCAACGAGUACUCAAUCCGUUGAAGGGAAAAAUUGCUAUGUGGUAUUUGGAUGAUGUGUUGGUGCCUGCUAUAUCGUACGAGGAAAUGUUGGAUAAGUUGAAAUUGGUAUUUGAAGCAUUCCGAACAGCACACCUAACACUUAAACUGAGUAAGUGCUAUUUUGGAUAUGAUGAGGUGUCUUACCUUGGUUUUUUACUAUCCUCAAAUGGCGUGCGCCCUGGACAACAGAAAGUUUUGUCGAUACAAGAGUUUCCUACUCCUACUAACAAACACGAAGUGAGGAGAUUUCUUGGACUUAGUGGAUUCUUCAGACGUUUCAUCCCACGGUAUGCCCAACUAGCUGGACCAAUUACUGAGUUGCUUAAAGAUUCUGAGACUUUCAAGUGGAAAGAAGAGCAUGACAAUGCGUUUAAGGAGUUAAAAGAAAAAUUAAGUUCCAGUCCCGUACUCCGAUUGUACAAUCCAGGAGCCCAUACUGAGUUGCACUGCGAUGCAAGCAGCAUUGGACUUAGUGGCAUGUUGUUACAGCGUGGGGCUGACAAUCGCUUACAUUUGGUGCAUGCGGUAUCGAAAAAAACCACUGCGACGGAAAAACUUUACCACUCAAGUAAGUUAGAACUAAUGGCAAUUGUUUGGAGUGUAACCCGAAUGAGACACUACCUAAUUGGACUACAUUUUGUUAUUGUGACGGAUUGUCAGGCGUUGGUCCAUUUAAAUACUCAAAAGACAAUUAGUCCGCAGGUGGCCAGAUGGGCUACACUAUUAACCGAAUACGACUACGAAAUCAAACAUAGAGCCGGAGACAAGAUGUCACACAUCAACGCUCUUAGUAGAGCACCUGUCGAAGUUGCCGGUGACACGGAGACGGAGAUCAUUCAUGAGAAAAUGGAAGUACUUACAUUGGUUACUGAGGAGGAACAAGUGAUGGCGAUGCAGCGCACCGAUACGAGGCUAAAAACAAUUGUGGAUAUUUUAUGCCGUGAAGAAUCGGGACGCUCCGUCAGUGAAUCUGCGUUGGUGAAAGAAUAUGUAUUGGAGUCUGGACUACUAUACAAGAAAGUAGAAGUGAACAAGAUAGUUCGUAAAUUGUGGGUUGUCCCAAACUCCAUGCGAAAGGGUAUAGUUGUACGAUUUCAUGACCUGUCAGGUCAUUUUUCAGUAGAUCGGACUGUCGAUAAAAUAAUGGAAAGUUAUUAUUUUCCUCGGAUGCGCCGCUACGUGCGUUUACAUAUACGGUGUUGUCCCGAAUGUAUGGUAACUAAAGUACCCCGAGGAAAACAACCUGGAACAUUACAUCCAAUUAUGCCAGGGAAACGCCCAUUUGAAAUACUUAACUUAGAUCACCUAGGACCAUUCGUUAAGUCUACCAAGGGAAACCAAUAUAUUUUGGUAAUGAUAGAUAACUUAACUAAGUAUGUAAAACUGUAUGCGGUGAGAAGCUGUGGUACGGAUGGUGUUAUCGCUAGUCUAGAAAAGUUUAUAUUACAGUUUGGUAUUCCAAGGAGAAUCAUAAGCGACAGGGGUACGGCUUAUACAUCCAGAGCGUUUGGGGAAUAUUGCUCACGUUAUGGUAUAAAACACACUUUAAAUUCCGUCAGACACCCUCAAGCAAAUGGCCAGGUCGAAAGGGUGAAUGGGACUUUAGUUCCUGUUAUUCAAGCCACUAUGGAAACAGACCGUACUUGGGACAAGCAUAUUACUGAGGUGGAGUGCAACCUUAACAACGCAUAUAAUCAAACUAUGGGAGACACACCCUUCCAUGUACUAUAUGGCUAUUUUCCCAGUUUCAAGGAUGGUGUAUUGCGACAUGUGGUAAAAGAUGAUGUAUGGGAUGAUUCUACAAGACUUCAAGAGAGGGUACGCGAACGGAUAGCUAAAGAACAUGAAAUAUGGAAACUUAGGUAUGAUAAAAAGCACUCUAGGCCAAUCGUUUACAGGAAGGGAGACAUUGUCUACAUAAAGAGACCCCCUGAGGCAACGGGUGAAUCAACAAAACUACAACCUAAGUAUCGUGGACCACUCAUUGUGACACAAGGACUACCUAAUGAUGUAUACAGUGUGUCAGCAUUGCGAGCUGAAGAAGGGAGACAAUAUGCGACUAAAGUCCACGUGUCUCAGAUGAAAUCAUAUCAUUUGCCUGACUCAGAUUCGGAGGAGGAUGACAAGCAAUCUAGUACAACUUCAGAAGAACAAGGUGUUGCAGGAGAGACUGACCCAGACAGACCACAAGAAGAGGAUGAAGAAUCUGCAGAACAGUUGUCAAAGUCUUUUGCUGCACUCUCACCAGCUGUAGCAAAAACAGCUAGAAUAAGGCGACCACCGAGAUGGCAUGAGGAUUAUAAAAUGUGA